Messenger RNA from Esox lucius (northern pike), 2820 nucleotides. RefSeq names its product solute carrier family 5 member 6a (gene slc5a6a). Gene Ontology annotation, molecular function: sodium-dependent multivitamin transmembrane transporter activity. The transcript is spliced from 16 exons. The record is from RefSeq and is a predicted model, not a curated record. Gene Ontology annotation, cellular component: membrane. NCBI's taxonomy places the organism in Eukaryota, Metazoa, Chordata, Actinopteri, Esociformes, Esocidae. The coding region runs from base 359 to 2272 and encodes 637 amino acids. Gene Ontology annotation, biological process: biotin transport; pantothenate transmembrane transport; sodium ion transport.
GGGAAUGCAACAUGUGAACGAAGCGCUGAGAAUGGGCGGUUCGUGUUGCCUAAUGACCUCGUCUCUCCAUAGCAUGCUGAAUAAGAGACCCACACUUCUGAUCACGGUCUUUCCUUGGCAUUCCACGGUGGUUUGUGAUUGGUGCUUAUCAGAAGAACACUCCCACUGGUUGUCUAUUAAGUGCCACGUUCCGAGUUUUGUGAGGCUGCUGACCUCGGACCGCUAUUCACCAGCCAUUCCAACCACUAAUACAUGUCUUGGAGAAGACCUAUGGUUGAGGCUACAUUAACUCUGCCCUGAUCCACCUGGGCCUCUCCACCUACAGUUCUCCCCCUCCCCUCCAUUCCCAUCACUCAUUAUGGGGGAAGUAGUCCAGAUGCACUUCACCACACCGGACUAUGUCAUUUUUGCCCUCCUUCUGGUGGCCUCCACCUGCAUCGGCCUGUUCUACGCACUUUCCGGCGGGCGCCAGCGCACCACUCAGGAGUUCCUGUUGGCCGACCGUUCUAUGAGCUGCCUGCCGGUCUCACUGUCACUGCUCGCCACGUUCCAGUCUGCCGUGGCGAUCCUCGGGGCGCCCUCGGAGAUCUACACCUAUGGAACCCAGUACUGGUUCUUGGGAGUGUCCUACUUUCUGGGCCUGCUUAUCCCAGCCCACAUCUUCAUACCGGUCUUCUACAGGCUGCGCCUCACCAGUGCCUACGAGUAUUUAGAGCUGCGAUUCAACAAGACGGUGCGCAUCAUGGGGACUGUGACCUUUAUCUUUCAGAUGGUCAUCUACAUGGGAGUGGUCCUCUAUGCCCCCGCCCUCGCACUCAAUGCAGUGACUGGGUUUGACCUCUGGGGGGCAGUGCUGGCCAUGGGGCUGGUGUGUACACUGUACACAACACUGGGGGGGCUAAAGGCUGUCAUCUGGACUGACGUGUUCCAGACCAUUGUGAUGUUUGCCGGCCAGCUGGCGGUCAUUGUGGUUGGGGCCCACCAGGCAGGAGGCAUGGGGGAGGUGUGGCGCAAGGCCAUGAACGGCAGCCGCAUCGCCAGCCUGGACCUCAACCCUGACCCCACGGAGAGGCACACAUUUUGGACGCUGGGGGUGGGCGGCGUGUUCCUGAUGCUGGCUCUGUACGGGGUCAACCAAGCCCAGGUUCAGAGGUACCUCAGCUCGCGCACGGAGAGAGAAGCCAUCAUGUCUUGCUACGUGGUGUUUCCCUGUCAGCAGGUAGUGUUGUGUCUGGGUUGUCUUAUGGGGCUGGUGAUGUUUGCUCGCUACGGGGAGGACAGCCCGCUGGAUAAGGGCUAUGUCAAAACCAAUGACCAGAUGGUGCUUUACUUUGUGAUGGAUGUGUUCAAGGACCUGCCAGGCCUCCCAGGCCUGUUUGUAGCCUGCCUGUUCAGCGGUGCUCUCAGUACAAUCUCAUCAGCAUUCAACUCCCUAGCAACGGUAACGAUGGAGGACCUAAUCAAGCCUUACUGCCCGGGCAUGACGGAGGCCAAAGCCACGCUGCUCUCUAAGGGCCUGGCCUUGGCCUACGGCCUGGUGUGUCUCGCGAUGGCCUACAUUGCCUCUCUCAUGGGCUCAGUGCUGCAGGCUGCAUUCAGUAUCUUUGGGAUGGUGGGUGGUCCUCUUCUCGGCCUCUUCUGCCUUGGAAUGUUCUUCCCCUGGGCUAACUCCAUUGGAGCAAUAGUGGGGUUGGUGGCUGGCCUGGUUAUGGCCUUCUGGAUUGGCAUUGGUAAUUUCAUUUCCCGUAUGGCAGUCCCCACCCCUCUGCCGCCUUUCAUCAACGCCACCGCUAUGCCCGUCCCUGGAAACAUGACCACCGCCGUCAUGACGACCAUCAUGGACUCAAUCACCUCCAAACCAAAGCCCCGGGGUCUCCAGGCCCUGUACAGCUUGUCCUAUCUGUGGUACAGUGCUCAUAACUCCACCACUGUGGUGAUAGUGGGGUUGAUCGUCAGCCUGUUGACGGGUCCAUCGAAGGAGAAGUACCUGACCCCAGGGACAGUGUACCCUGUCCUGGGUAACCUGCUCUUCUUCCUGCCUGAACGCUACCGGGAGAAGCUCUGCUGUGUCACUCCGCUGCCACACAAGUCCAUAGCUGUUGGCACGCAGCCUUACCGGAUGGCUCAGAAGGAGCGCAAUGGCUUGGCCCAGAUGGAAGAGGAGGAGAAAACGGAGGAAAGGGGGAUGGAUGACAGGGAGGAGGACGAGGUUCGAGCCACCCCUCAGCCGUCCUGUCGACUGGCUCAUACAGUGCAGGAGACAGCCUUGUGAUAGCCCCCCCCCCCCCCACACCACAGACACACACACACACACACAAAUAUAUGCACAGCCCCCAGCCCAACCAUUUUCACACACCCCCACUUAGUGUUCAGCCCUAUGGGGAGAGGGCCCACGAUGAAUCGGAGAGGCAGUGGUGAUCCAGUAUGACUGGACAUGACUCCCAUCAAGCACCACAGGGUUCUUGUGGAAGAACAGGGAGUUUCAUCCCCUGACCCCUACUUCCUGGAAAAACUGAUACACCACACAUCUCUGGUGGUUUUUAGGAGUGCCAAAGUCCUCUGCUAUAAGAAUAGUGCACUUAAAGUUGGGAAGGGGUUUAGUGGUAUCUGCACUUAGUGACAGCACUGUUCACCGUUUUCCUGACCUGGAAGUACUUAUACCAGAGUUUUUAGAAGUGCAACAAGAUGGUAAAUUAUACAAGUGAAUGAAGCUCAAUGCUGAAGAGAAGUCUGGUCGUCAUUGUCAAUUUUGUAUAUUGUAGAGCCUGGACUAACCCUAUGGGCUUGCUAUUAUAUGAAUUAGUGGGUUUGUCCAAUAUU